Hevea brasiliensis (rubber tree) is the source of this 1378-nucleotide messenger RNA. RefSeq names its product membrane protein PM19L. The transcript is spliced from 4 exons. The coding region runs from base 721 to 1209 and encodes 162 amino acids. The record is from RefSeq and is a predicted model, not a curated record. NCBI's taxonomy places the organism in Eukaryota, Viridiplantae, Streptophyta, Magnoliopsida, Malpighiales, Euphorbiaceae.
CACAUCAUGCAAGGCAAAUCUUUGAUCAGGAACAUAACCAAAUUGCUUUAAUUUCCUUCCCAACCUGUCCAACUUUUAAAAAAUUUUCUAACAGAGAGGGUGGGAGCUAUAAAAUAUUCAGAAAUUCAAAUCAUAUCCUGUUAAAAAGAGCAGUCCAUAUAACCACAAUGUCUCACUAAAUACCUGGUCAGCUUUCUGCACCUGUUUGCAGUUUGAAUAAAAUGUUAUCAAUGAUGCAGAGAUAAAUUCACCAAAGCAAUAUCCCAACUUAACAACGACACCUUGAACUUUUUGUUUUUCGGAGACAUUUAUUCUGGUUUGCUUUCGUUCAAAAGAAAACAAGAGAAUGAAAUGGGGUCCACAUAAUUUGGCACCGAACCCUGAGCCCCUUGCCAACUGGUAAAGAAUAUUACUUCCCCCCGUGAACAACUAAAAUGAACCAAGCAUCUGGGUUCUUGAGGCUUGCCUCGAGAAUGAAGUAUGAUCACCUUUAUGCCCCACAGAAGCCUUUAGAACCAACACCCUUAACAAGCAAAGAACCUGAAGCUCGCUCGCUCCUUGAUGCAAUGCCAUUUAUAAGACCCAUCCCCUGGCACAAAACACAUGUACCUGAUAAUUAGCCUUUCCUGCAUUACACUUUUAGUCUUGAAAAAAACUCCUAAUUCUUUCCUCUUUCCACAGCUUUUUCAUCAUUAAUCAUAUCUUCUAGUACAGAAAAUAAUGGCCAAUAGCCAGCUGAAGCCUGUUGCCUCUCUGCUUCUGGUCUUGAAUUUCUGCAUAUAUGUCAUAAUCUUAGGCAUUGGCGGUUGGGCUAUGAAUAGAGCUAUUGAUCAUGGUUUCAUCAUAGGACCUGGAUUUGACCUUCCGGCGCAUUUCUCGCCUAUAUACUUCCCAAUGGGAAAUGCUGCCACCGGAUUCUUUGUCACAUUUGCUUUGAUCGCUGGAGUUGUUGGUGUUGCUUCAGCAUUAGCUGGUAUUAACCACAUCCGUUCUUGGAAUGCUGAUAGCUUGCCAGCUGCUGCCUCGGUUGCCACCAUUGCUUGGAGUCUCACUCUUCUCGCCAUGGGGUUUGGCUGCAAAGAGAUUGAACUCCAUAACAGGAAUGCCCGUCUGAGAACCAUGGAAGCAUUUCUGAUAAUCCUUUCAGCUACACAGCUUCUGUACAUAGGAGCCAUUCAUGGUGCCUCAGCAAUCAGGGGAACAACAUGAAAGUUUGAGUCCCCUGAUGCAUGUACGCACGAUGUGUUGCCAAAAUUUUUCUUUUUCUUUUUUUUAUUUUAAUUUUUUUUCCCUCUCUACCCUCGUGAGAAGUACAAGAAUAGCCAAGGGUAUCGGUAUACUAUGGAUAGAUGGUGUGAUUUGAAUUGGUAUUAAUCAU